AUUUGUUCCAGAUUUUUUUCAUGAAAAGGACGACAGGAGACGUGCUCGAAGUCUACGAGGAUUCAGACGAAGGUGAAAAGGAAUACGAAGAUUCUGGUGAAGAUGAACCAUCGGUCGUCAGAGGCGAACCAACAACGUCAGAUGUGGUGACGUUCCCGUCAGAAUCUAAGAAACUGCAAAGGUUGAAACGCCUCCAAAGACAAAAGAAGCUUUCAAGAGCACAGCUAAGCGAGAAGCGUAAAUUAGCGCACGACAAGAAGUUGUUCGGCCUAGUCAAGCCUGAUGUUACUACUAACAGAGAAAAAGAGCGACUGCUGAAGAGAAUAGCGACAAAGGGAGUAGUUCAGUUGUUCAAUGCGGUUGCGGAACGGCAGCGGGUACUCAUUGAGGAAAUGUCAAAGAAAAUGAGCGCCAAAGAACGUAGAGAAACGGAGAGGCGGUUACAAGGUUCCACCUUCAAAGUCUAUAAAGACGGCGAAGAAGGUGUCAGUAAGACAGAACCUCAAGACAGCGAUGAGGAUAAAGUUAUCGAAGAGAAUGAUUGAGAUUAACCAUUGUUCUAGUCUUUACGAAUAUUUGUUGUUUGUUGAUUGUUACUGUUUAUCGUUGACUCGUGAAAUAAAUGGUAUUAUUUAUA
Cylicocyclus nassatus is the source of this 637-nucleotide messenger RNA. The record is from the annotation of a GenBank genome assembly. Lineage: Eukaryota; Metazoa; Nematoda; Chromadorea; Rhabditida; Strongylidae.